AUGGGUAUGGAGGCUGUUGUCUUCUCUGGAACGGAGUCCAAGAAGGGAGAAGCGUUCGGGUUUGGAGCAAAAGAGUUCUAUGCCACCAAGGGAGUUACAAAAUUCGAAGGAAUCGAGCCAGUCGACUGCAUACUAAUCACGGCCUCGGUGCUACCUGAUCUCUCGCUAAUGCUUACGCUGCAAAGAUAUCUACCGAUAUUGGCGCCGUUUGCGAAAAUCUUCCCGCUCGCCGUCAGCAUGGAUAAUAUUCCAGUCCCUGCUUUGUCGCUCGUAACGUACGGGUAUGAGGUUAUUGGUUCCGGCGGCGCUCAUCCACAAUCCGUGAAGGCGAUGUUGAGAUUCGCUGCGGUACACUCGGUCAAACCGGUCAUCGAGAAGUUUCCUAUGACACAGAAAGGCGUCACAGAUGCCAUGAAGAAGCUAGACGAAGGGAGCGUAAGAUACCGUGGCGUACUUGUGGUAUAA
This is a messenger RNA of Cladophialophora bantiana CBS 173.52, 465 nucleotides long. RefSeq lists its product as uncharacterized. NCBI's taxonomy places the organism in Eukaryota, Fungi, Ascomycota, Eurotiomycetes, Chaetothyriales, Herpotrichiellaceae. The record is from RefSeq and is a predicted model, not a curated record. The transcript is spliced from 2 exons. Bases 1 to 465 code for a protein of 154 amino acids. Gene Ontology annotation, biological process: alcohol metabolic process. Gene Ontology annotation, molecular function: alcohol dehydrogenase (NADP+) activity.